AUUCAGUCCUUUCAAAAUCAUGUUUACAGUAGAAGAUCACCUCUUUCUCCUCCUCUUCCUCCUACCCAUUAUACAAGCAGCUAAACAGCCUUGCCUGCUCUCCAACAUGUGUGGCAGAAAAACCAUCCCUAUUCGAUUUCCCUUCCAACUACAUCAUAAAGAUCAGUACCAGGAAGGCCAAAACAACUCAUGUGGUUAUCCUGGUUUCAACUUGAGCUGCAACACUCAGGGUAAAACGGUUCUAAGACUCCCUUAUUCUGGAGAUUUCUUUGUGCGGAUGAUUGAUUAUGAGAUGCAGAUGAUAAAACUUUACGACCCUGAUAAUUGCCUUCCUCGACGGCUUCUGCAGUUCAAUCUUUCCGGCUCCCCUUUUGUUCCUGCAUUUUCCCAUGAGUACACAUUUUUCAGCUGCCCAUCUCAGUCCACAAAGCCUGGUUUCAUUGCCAUGGAUUGCCUUAGCAAUUCCACAACUUCCUUUUUUGCUACUCCAUCCUUGAGUACUCUUGUAAAUUUGCCAUCUCCGACAUGCAAGAUCCUUACUACGUUGCAAGUUCCGGUAACGGAGCAAGAUCUUUUUUAUGAUGGAUUCUCUGCAGACCUCAAUGAAGAUCUUCAACUAACAUGGAGUUUACCUAAUUGUGGAAAAUGUGAAGAACAAGGCUUUUUUUGUGGGUUCAAGAGCAAUACGAGUCAAGAAACUGGUUGUCUCUCUAGUGCUCUUAAAUCAGGCGGAUUACCCAAUGAUCUCCGAGUAUUCAGGAUAAUCUGCUUCUCCAUCGCUUUACCAGUCAUGACAUGCAUUAUUGGGGUUGCAUGUUUCGCAUGUUUCACGGACCGUGGCAGACGCAAUACUACUACUACUGCAGGGCGCAGCAACAGCUCGCAAGGCGUCGUAGCAGUAGUGUCAGCACAGCCCACCAUUGUAGUGAUGGGUCUCGACGAAUCGACCAUUCAAUCCUACGAAAAGCUAGUCCUCGGGGAGAGCCGGCGACUCCCCGGUCCCAAUGACGGCACUUGCUCGAUUUGCUUGUCGGAGUACUGCAACAAAGAUAUACUUCGAUGCAUACCGGAUUGCAAACACUGCUUUCAUGCUGAUUGCAUCGACGAGUGGCUCCGAAUGAAUAGUACAUGUCCAGUCUGCCGAAAGUCGCCAUCCCCUGCACAUGAUCAUGCUACUUCAAAUAAUGUUUGAUG
Messenger RNA from Juglans regia (Persian walnut), 1194 nucleotides. RefSeq names its product putative RING-H2 finger protein ATL21A. Bases 20 to 1192 code for a protein of 390 amino acids. The transcript is spliced from 2 exons. Gene Ontology annotation, molecular function: polysaccharide binding. Lineage: Eukaryota; Viridiplantae; Streptophyta; Magnoliopsida; Fagales; Juglandaceae. The record is from RefSeq and is a predicted model, not a curated record.